UCUUCCGAUCUGUGAUGUGCAUGCGAGGUGAAUGAAAACGGAAACGGAAAUGGAGCACCUGCACAAAGCAAGCAUGGAUGCCCCGUGAAAUAUGCGAAAAGCAAGGAAGUCAUAUUUAAUGAAAAUUCAAAAAGUCUACAAAUAAGCGACCCCAAGUAAAGAAAAAGUGGAAAUUUUAUGUGAAGUUUAUAUGAAUGAAAGUGCAAACGGACGAACGGAAAUUUAAUUAUUUUGCAAAUAUCCCGAAUAAGUGCUCUGUGUGCUGGCACAUCCAUUUACCUCCCCUGCCCCCAAAUAAUAGCCCGGUAUUUGUUUUUCUAUGCCCCCCACAAAAUAAUACAAAUUCGACGAGUGAAUGUUUACUGCCGGGGCUGGGGCAAACAAAUAGCCAAAAUAAGUGUGGAGCGUAAACAAAAACUUGAAAUGAUUGCGUCCGAAGUCAUCAGCUGGAAAGUCAACAUCCCCAAAUCGAUACUCGACUCGGGCGAGGAGUGAACCGCAAAUGUAAACGCAGUGAAUAAUGUGGAGGCCAUCACAUCAGAAUGCAUCACUCGAACCUCAUUCGAAAUAGGAUAGUGUUGAUUUUGUGGCUGAUGCUUGCAUAUGAGGCCUUGGGCCAGAGUCUUGGGCCGCACAAUAUCACAACCACACCCAGCAAUCCCGCAGCGAUAUCCCUGAUCCAGAGUGGGGAUGUGCAGCCUAAGAGUGCCCUUUCAAAAUCCCAUCAAUAUGAUACCAGCUUGCCCGCCUCAAAGAAUGCGACACCUGAAAUCACCGAGCUGAGCACGAACGUGACGCUCUACAUGGAGAAAAUUCCACGCUUACGGGUGCGAUGGCAGGACAACUUGCCGAAUGGCACUUCCUACAAUGUCCUUGUUAGUGCCGUUAACAACAGCCGUUGUCCUGAUGCACCUUGCAGCGAGUACGGAAUCAAGCAGAAUAUCAGCUCCAAGUCCCAGUUCGUAGACCUGCCAGUGAAUCCCAGCCUGAACGUGGAGUCCGUGGACUGCAACUACAUGUUCGGCUGCCAGUACCAGGUCAUUGUGGAGACCUCCAACGCGAAGGUCAGGCGAUCUGCCCGCUUCUAUAUUCCUCAGUGCCUGGAGGGCAAGUGCUCCUGCCAAUUGGCGCCCACGCCGCCCAAGGUCCUGGCCCUGGGCAAAAUGCUCAGCAACGAGACCAUCAGCAUCAAUGUCUCGAUCCUGGCCAGCGAGCUGUUGCGCAAGGAGCAGGACUCCCAUCUGCACGAGACAUUGAAGACCUACAAAAUGCAAUUGAAAAUCAACGAGGAGACCAACCCCUCGCUUCCCUGGGGCGGGGUGCUGAAGCACCUGAUGACCCGCGUCUUCGAACUCGGCGAACUGAACUUCAGGCCAACGCCCAAGGGCCUCGAGGGCAUCAUGAAGCUGGGCCUGGGCACGCAGCUCAAGGAGAAGGCCUCGCUCAGUGUGCAGGCCGUCAUCCUGGAUCCGUCGGGAUGCGAGGGACCCCGCAGUGUUAGCAAGGUGCCAGUGCCCGUCAAUUCCGUGCUGCUAACUGAGGGAGACAGUGUGAGCAACUCCAUCGUUGUGAUGAGCGGCAUGCUGAUUGCCAUUAUCCUGGCUGGGCUGAUUAUGCUGCUCCUGCGACGACGACGGGCCAGGACAACUGCCAAGCUGCGAAAGCAGGAGCAGAUCUACAUCCAGACCUUUGCCACCUCCGCCAUUGAGAUGGAGGAUAAUCUCAACUAUGUGGACAAGUACGUCGAGAAGUCACAGGUCCUGGGACUGGCAGACAUCUUCGAGGUGCCCCACUCGGCCAUCCAAAUCGGGCGAAUGUUGGGCGAGGGGGCCUUUGGCGAAGUGCACGAGGCCACGGCGAUUAACUUGCGCCGGAUGAGGGGCACCACCAUUGUGGCAGUGAAGCAGCUGAAACCCAAUCCCAAGGCGGACGAGGUGGCCGAGUUCCUGGCCGAGAUCGAGAUGCUCAAGGGCGUGGGCACGCACCACAACGUGGUCUGCUUCCUGGGCUGCUGCACCAUCAAGCCGCCCUACCUGAUGAUCAUGGAGUACGUGGGAAGGGGCAAUUUGCUGAGCUACCUGCGAACGGUGCGCCAGGAGGCGAGCAAGCUGAAGAAUCGGAACGCCAACUACACCACCUGCAGGCCCAUCAGCAGGACCAAUGGCACCUCCUCGCCCAAGUCGCAGAGCGUGAACUACAUCGAAUUGAAGGCAUCCAGCCAGACCAUUGAGUUGGUGCAGGGCCAGGACGACUCCAGUGCCAGCAUGAACGGUCCCCGACAGCCACAGCCCUCCUUUGCCGAAACCACUUACACCAUUGUGGAGGACGAGGACGCCUUCGAGUACAUACUGGACAACAAGGAGCUGCACAAUUUCGCCCUGCAAAUUGCCAACGGAAUGCGCUUUCUGGAAGAGCAGGAAAUCACGCAUCGUGACCUGGCGGCGCGAAAUGUACUGAUUGACAGCAAUAAAACCCUGAAAAUAUCCGACUUCGGGCUCUCCAGGCAUGGAAUUUAUACGAACACCAGGACGCGAAAGCUCCCUCUUCGCUGGCUGUCCAUCGAAGCCAUUCGCGACAAUGUCUACUCCAGCAAGAGCGACAUCUGGGCCUACGGCGUAGUGCUCUGGGAGAUCGGAACCCUGGGGGCCUCGCCCUAUCCCACGAUCAGCAACAGCGAGCUUAUCCCGUUCCUGAUGGCGGGCAACCGCCUGGAGCGGCCGGAGAUCUGCACCCCGCAGGUGUACACCAUCAUGCUGCAGUGCUGGCUGGAGGACCCCGAGGAGCGGCCGACCUUCGACGCCCUGUACCGGGUCCUCAGUCCAAAGACCACCUACGUGGACAUCAACAGUCUGAGUGAUGACUACGUCUUUCCUCCGAUCAGUGAGAAUAGGGAAUAGGCUAUUGUAUAAAUAGUUAUAGACGUAAUGUAAUCCUAGACUCUCUCUAUUGUUAAUUGUUAAAAGUGUAAUGCUGUCUUUAGGGUUUAAAUUCGAUUAUUGUUAGA
Drosophila biarmipes is the source of this 3004-nucleotide messenger RNA. Its product is annotated as macrophage colony-stimulating factor 1 receptor 1. The transcript has 16 exons. Bases 543 to 2897 code for a protein of 784 amino acids. Gene Ontology annotation, molecular function: transmembrane receptor protein tyrosine kinase activity; ATP binding. The record is from RefSeq and is a predicted model, not a curated record. Lineage: Eukaryota; Metazoa; Arthropoda; Insecta; Diptera; Drosophilidae. Gene Ontology annotation, biological process: protein phosphorylation; positive regulation of kinase activity; multicellular organism development. Gene Ontology annotation, cellular component: signaling receptor complex.